AUGGAUUUAGCUAUCAAGAUGCCAAAGUGCAAAUCGCGAAAGAAGUCUCGUCAACGUAUUGACAUGAAAGAGUACAAUGAAAUGUGUCAAGAAUCUGACAACUUCAUUACAACAGCGGAACGUCAGCUCCUUUCAACGAUGGCUAUGACUGCCAAGGAAAAAAUGGUUACAGCAUUCCAAUGGCAGAACAAGUGUCAACGACAAAAAAUGGAAUACUUGCUCUACCAUUUUGAUACUCUAACAAAACGUGGUGCGGGUGUUGAAGUAGUGAAUGAAGGAAUGAAAUGGGUAGAUUUUGAAGAAGCGUUUGAGAGUCGUUUACAAAAUAGUGCUGUAAUGAAUUUAGAUUGCAAGGAUAUUAAUGAAUUCCUUGAUGAUGCCUUUAGUUUAUUUAAAGUUAACAUUCAAAAAGCUUUAGACAGGUUUGGUCCGCUAAAAGUUUACACCGUAUUGUUCGCGAAAUUUGUUAAAGAUUCCAUUGAUGGUAAAACCCAAGAAAUAUCAGAUUUAAAGACAUUCAUCGCGAAAACCGGUGACAUUUUAGUUACAACCCCAUUAGAUGAGUGGUACAAUGUUCAUGUUAAACAAGUAACCUUAAAAAGAAUGGAGGAAUUCCAAGAGAAAGAUUCUAAUUGGAGACUUCAUUCUAUUGAAAGGUUGGAGGUUAACAUUAACAAGUACAAUCCCAUGCGCGCAAGUUCUUAUAUCAAUUUGCCAACUUCUAUCAAUCGAAAGCAUACCUGCAUUAAUGUCCAAAAUGCUGAUAAUCAGUGUUUUAAAUGGGCAAUAUUGUCAGCACUGUACCCAGCAGACAAACACUCAGAUCGAGUUUCAAAAUAUAAACCCUAUGAAGAUACACUCAAUUUUAAUGGUAUCGAAUUUCCUGUUUCUCUCAGAGACAUUUCUAAAUUUGAAACCCUAAACAACAUUUCCGUCAACUUGUAUGGUCUUGUUAAAAGAGAUGAGAAGUUUACAGUUUCACCUCUUCAUCUUUCAUCUCAAAAGAAGAUGAAUCACGUCAAUCUUCUUCGAAUUGAAGAUCACUACAUAGAUGAAAAUCUAAGUGAAGACGAUGAUGAUGAAACUGAUAUACCGCUCAUAUCGUUUAACUACCAUUAUGUCUGGAUAAAGGACUUGUCGAGACUUGUUAGCUCAGACUUAUCAAAGCAGAAAAAUAAAAAAUUCAUUUGCAAUCGUUGCUUACAUUAUUUUCUGAAUCAAGAAAAGCUCACUCAACAUGAAGAGCAUUGUCGAAAAAUGAACGACACAAAGAUUAAAUUACCCAAAAAAGGUCAAAAUACAGUCGAGUUUAAAAAUUUUCAAAAUAAGGAACGUGUUCCCUUCAUCAUUUAUGCCGAUUGUGAAAGUCUGUUAAUUCCCUCGGCAGCACCCCAAGAACCAAGAAAUACUGAGGUGUUUCAAAACCAUGAAACUCUCAGUAUUGGUUAUUACUUAAAGUGUAGUUUCGAUGAAUCUUUGUCUAUGUACAAGGCAUCACCUAGAGAUGAGGAAAAUCCAGCUAAAUGGUUUUCCACAGAAUUAAAGAACUUGGCUGAUAAUCUAGAUUCUGUAUUUAGGAAUCCAGUUCCCAUGGAAACAUUAAGUCCACAGCAGUUGGCAGAUUUUCAAAAUGAUAUGACUUGUCAUAUUCGUAAAAAGAAAAUUGCGUAUGGGGAUGUGAAAAUACGAGACCAUUGCCAUUUAACAGGGAAGUACCGCGGACCCGCUCAUCAAGAUUGUAAUAUUAAUUAUGAAUCGCAUAUCAUACCUGUUGUUUUCCAUAACCUAAGUGGCUAUGAUGCGCAUUUCAUUAUUGAUGCUAUUGCUACUGGAUUUGAAGGUAAUGUUUAUUUGCUUCCCAUUAACAAAGAAAAGUACAUUAGUUUUACUAAAAAUGUAAAAGGUGGGUUUCUAAAAUUUCGUUUUAUUGAUUCUUUCAAGUUUAUGGCAUCAUCUCUGGAUAAGUUAGCAUCCUAUCUCGAUGAAUACAAAAUUGUGAAUUCCGUUUUUUCGAAUUACAGCGACGAUAAAAUUCAAUUGUUGACGCGAAAAGGAGUUUUUCCUUAUGAAUACAUUGAUUCAAGGGAAAAACUCGACGAAACAGAGUUACCGCCGAAAGAUAAAUUCUACAGCACAUUAAACGAUUCGAAUGUUUCUGAUGAAGACUAUGCACAUGCGCAGAAAGUGUGGAGUGAAUUUAAUUGUCAAAAUCUUGGUGAUUAUGUAUACUUGUACAUGCAAACCGACAUACUGUUACUCGCGGACAUUUUUGAAAAUUUCAGAAACCAGUGUUUAAUCUCGUAUGGUCUAGAUCCAGCACACUAUUAUACUACACCGGGUUUGACUUGGGACGCAAUGUUAAAGUAUACUGAAGUAAGACUUGAACUCUUGACAGACAUUGACAUGGUAAUGUUUAUUGAACGAGGAAUAAGAGGUGGUGUACAAAUCGAUAUGCAAAAGCUAACAAUCAUUACAUGGAAAAAUUUGAUGAAAAUGAGGACACAUCUUACAUCGUAUACUUUGACGCAAAUAAUCUAUACGGUUGGGCAAUGGUUCAACCGCUUCCCUAUGGUGGCUUCAAACGAUGCACCUAUAGGUUACAUUUUGGAAGUUGAUUUGGAUUAUCCAGAUCAUUUUCAUGAUAAACACAGCGAUUUUCCAUUUUGUCCGGAACACUCGAAGCCACCAGGGUCAAAAGAGGAGAAGCUCCUAACUACCCUCCUACCGAAACGAAAGCACGUUCUCCAUUAUCGUGCCUUAAAACAAGCUAUUGCCAACGGUCUCGUGUUAGUUAAAAUUCAUCGCGUCUUAAAAUUCGAACAAUCCACUUGGUUGAAAAGUUACAUUGACUUUAAUACCACACGAAGAACAAACGCUAGUAAUGAAUUUGAGAAAAACUUGUUUAAAUUGAUGAACAACGCGGUAUUUGGCAAAACAUUGGAGAACGUGCGAAAACAUGUUGAAAUUAAACUUGUGACAAAGUGGGAGGGUAGGUAUGGAGCUGAAGCCUUAAUCUCUAAACCUAACUUCCACAGCAGAUCCAUCUUUAAUCAGAAUUUGGUUGCUGUGGAACUUAGGAAAAUAGAGGUACUAAUGAACAAGCCGGUGUAUGUUGGCUUGACUGUUUUGGAUGUGUCAAAAACACUUAUUUAUGAUUUCCACUACGAUUACAUGUUAAACAAGUAUGAUGAAAAUAAAUUGAAAUUAUUGUACACCGACACCGAUAGCCUGAUUUAUGAAAUCAAGUGCUCAGACAUUUACGCUGAUAUGAAGCAAGACAUUAUGAAAUUCGACACUUCUGAUUAUCCGGUUAAUAACGUGUACAAUAUUCCGCAAGCCAACAAAAAGAUAUUAGGUCUCAUGAAGGAUGAAUGCUGCGGAAAAAUUGUAACAGAAUUUGUUGGCUUGCGGAGCAAAAUGUACAGCGUCCGUGUAGAAGGGAAAGAUAUCAUAAAAAAGGCUAAAGGUGUCAAAGCAGGAGUUGUCAAGAAAAAUAUCGACUUUGAUGAUUAUGUUUAUUGUCUACUAAAUAUUAAAAUGCAAUCUAGAACGCAAUAUUCAAUUAGGUCGAAUCUUCACAAAGUACAAACUUUGAAACGAACGAAAAUUGCUUUAAGUCCUUAUGACGAUAAGAGGUAUCUUUUAGAAAACAGCACCGACACCCUCGCAUGGGGUCAUUGUAAAAUUUUUGAAAUCGAUGACGAUGAGGAUAAACUAAUGUAA
Molecule: messenger RNA, 3723 nt
Organism: Leptopilina heterotoma
Lineage: Eukaryota; Metazoa; Arthropoda; Insecta; Hymenoptera; Figitidae
Exons: 4
Coding region: 1-3723 (1240 amino acids)
Source: RefSeq, a predicted model, not a curated record